This is a messenger RNA of Arabidopsis lyrata subsp. lyrata, 2880 nucleotides long. Its product is annotated as small G protein signaling modulator 1. NCBI's taxonomy places the organism in Eukaryota, Viridiplantae, Streptophyta, Magnoliopsida, Brassicales, Brassicaceae. Gene Ontology annotation, molecular function: GTPase activator activity. Bases 427 to 2655 code for a protein of 742 amino acids. The transcript is spliced from 11 exons. Gene Ontology annotation, biological process: activation of GTPase activity. The record is from RefSeq and is a predicted model, not a curated record.
AUCAAUCUUCUUCAUACAAUACGUUUUCUAAAUUCUCACGAAACAUAUAAUACUUUUAGUAUUGAUGUCGAUUUCAUUUCAGCUCUUGUUCUCGCACGCACAGCUUCGUAAUUAUCAAUAUCGCACGAACAAAUACAAGAAGUUUCUUGAUAAAAUUGACUAAUUGAAAUGUCAACCUAAAUUAAAAAGAUAAACUUUGGCGAAAAAAAAAGGCAGGAGAAAAGAGAGAGCACACACAAAUCAACGGAGAAGAAAGACUUUCCCUGGGAGGAAAGAUGUUCACCGGAGAAGAAUGUCCUCCAUGAUCAUCUACAGGUUUCUUUGCUGCUUUUGGGCUGUGUUGAGAACGGAUGAUUCCUUUUCUCGAGGAAGAAUUGGGCAUUGGGGAGGGGGGAGGCUUGGUGUGUGUGUGUGUUUUGAUUACUGAUGAUUUCUGGUGGAGAGGGAAAGAAAUGGACUUGUCGGAAACCUGCUCUUGUAAGUCUACAAAAAGUGGUGGCAUCUUUGCUUCGGGAUCUGAGCCAGCCUUGUCUUUCACAAUCUGGGAUUCAAGUUGUUUUAAAUAUCGGCAAAAUGCUUAAGCCUCAGAAAUGGCAGGCUUUUUUCGAUUGCGAUGGAAAGGUUUCUGGUUUCCACAAGGCGCUCAAAUUAAUUAUUUUGGGGGGAAUCGACCCAUCUAUAAGAGCUCAAGUUUGGGAAUUUCUCCUUGGCUGUUAUGCAUUGGGCAGCACCUCCGAGUAUCGUAGGCAACUCAGGGUAGCUCGAAGAGAACGAUACAAUGAGCUGCUCAAGCAAUGCCAGAUGAUGCAUUCUAGUGUGGGAACUGGUUCACUUGCCUAUGUUGUGGGAUCUAAAGUUAUGGAUAUGCGAAAAUCAUACAAAAAUGAGGCUGUAAAGGAAGCUAUAGAUGAAGGCAGAGAAGCUUGUUUAGAUGGCAAUGAGAACACUGAAGAUCACCGUGAUUGGAGUAAUAAUGACACCAACAAAUCUCAUGUGCACAGAAGGGGAAGCUCCAGUGAGUCAGUUGACCUAGUAAAUGGAAGAGAAAGUCCUGAUAGCACAGUAUAUGAAACUUCUCCUUUUGUACCCGCGUCCAGUCCAUAUGGCUUUCCUUCCCCUGGUCCAUUUGCAGAUGAUAUCUUUGACUUUCCCUCUCUACCGGUUACAGAUUUGUUUGGGAGGAGUAGUUUAGGCAAGAAAGGGAUUUCUACUCCAGAUGAAGAAACUUCAACGCAUAGUGACUUAAGAUCGGAGGAUGAGGGAAUGCACAGUUUUCGAAUUUACAAGAAUGCAGAUUUAGUUAUAGAACCGCAUGGGUCUUCUAAUAGCAACGUAACUGUACAUCAUGAAUCUGUUGAAAAGUUGUCUCAUUCUGGCUGCACGUCAGAGAUUGUUGAUGGUUUGAGAAUAUCAGAUGUCCCUGAAACGCCGUCGGCAAGUGAGACUCCUACUCGAGGUGGGUCUGUAAAGAAAGAUCGAGUGUCUGAAUGGCUUUGGACAUUGCACCGAAUAGUUGUUGACGUGGUAAGGACAGAUAGCCACCUUGAGUUCUACGAGGAUCCAGGAAAUCUAGGAAGAAUGUCAGAUAUUCUUGCGGUCUAUGCUUGGGUUGAUCCUGCAACUGGUUAUUGCCAAGGAAUGAGCGAUUUAGUGUCUCCAUUUGUGUUUCUUUUUGAAGAUAAUGCUGACGCCUUUUGGUGUUUUGAAAUGCUCAUAAGAAGAACGCGUGCAAAUUUCCAGAUGGAGGGACCAACUGGAGUGAUGGAUCAAUUGCAAUCACUGUGGCGUAUAUUGCAACUCACAGAUAAAGAAAUGUUUUCACACCUAUCACGUAUUGGUGCUGAGAGCCUUCACUUUGCGUUCCGGAUGCUGUUAGUGUUGUUUCGACGAGAGUUGUCUUUUAACGAGGCUCUAAGGAUGUGGGAGAUGAUGUGGGCUGCUGAUUUUGAUGAGUCUUUUGCUGAAACUUUAGAGAAAGAUUGCUUGAAGCCGUUGGUUGUUCAGCUUCCAAAACGAUCUGGAGUUGAUAUGGGGGACCAUAAAAUAGAUGAUGGAAAUGGGACUACUACAAAUUGUGAACCAACUUCGAAGUGCGACCGAACUUCAAAGAAUGGACCAUUGUCAAAGUGCAGUCUGUUGUCCAAGAGCGGUCUACUGCCAGAGAGUGGUCCAUUGCCAAAAACUGGUCCGCUGUCUGAUGGUACUGGGAUGAAGCCAGCAGGUUCAUCCAAUUUCUGUGGCUUGACAAGAAGUUUAUGGUCUAGGAAUGAAAGAACCCAUGUCUCUUCUGUAGUUUCAUCCUGUGGGAAAGGAGAUGACCCUCUUCCAGUCUUUUGUGUGGCAGCUAUUCUAAUCAUGAAUCGGCAUAAGAUCAUGAAAGAAACUCACUCGAUCGAUGACAUGAUAAAGAUUUUUAAUGACAAGCUGCUUGCAAUUAGAGUGAGAAGAUGCAUACGUACAGCCAUAAAACUUCGUAAGAAAUACUUGUACAAGAAUCAGGUAAUCAAGAUUGAGAGCCACACUCUAUCUCAGAAUCAUAAACAGCAUCAGAUACAGAAUCAAACCGCGAUGGAGAACCAAAUCCUAGAGGAGUUUCAAAGUCAUGAUGAGAACUGUAGCCAAAGGCCAAGUUUAUGCAAUAGUCAUGUCCCUUAGAGAAUGAUGAGUAUGAUAGAUUCCACCAAUAAUUGUUAACUUUCUUUCUAGAUUUUUAGUCUGCUAAAAUAUACAAAAGAGUACAGUUUUAGAACCGGUAGGUCAUCUUUAGAUUUUUUAAAAGGUUUUGCUAUUUAAAGAUUCACUAGAUUCGGACCCGCACGUUCGUGCGGGGUUAUGUUUGUAUAUGUAUUUAUUUGGUAUAACAUUCACUAUCCUACCUCA